AAAAAAAGAAAAAAAAUAAACAAAACUAAAUUGGGUAAUUAAAAGAUAUUAAAAUGAUUCCAAACAAACCAGAUAUCCAAAAUAAACCAAUUACCAUAGAUAUUUUAAAACAAAUUCCAAAAGCUGAAUUACAUAGACAUUUAGAUGGUUCAAUUCGUAUAUCCAGUUUAAUAGAAUUAGCAAAAGAACAAAAAGUAGAAUUACCAAGCUAUGAUGUUGAAGAAUUGUCAAAAUAUAUCUUAAAGGAUAAAGAUUGUAAAAGUUUAGACCACUUUUUAGAAGCAUUUCAAUAUACAUGUAAAGUUUUACAACAUGCAUAUGCAAUUACAAGAGUAUUUUAUGAAAUGUGCGAAGAUGCUAUUAAUGAUGGUGUUACAUAUUUAGAAGUUAGAUUUUCACCAAUAUUACAUACAUUAAAUGGUUUAUCUUUAAGUGAAGUUAUGGAGGCAGUUUGCGAUGGCUUGGCAAUGGCAGAACUUAACUUAUCAAUUAAAGCAAGAGUUAUUGUAUGUGGUUUAAGACAUUUAGAUCCAUCUGUAACCAAAGAUUUAGCAGAAAUUGCAUGGAGAUAUAGACAUAAAGGUGUUGUUGCUUUUGAUUUAGCAGGUUCAGAAAAUCAAUUCCCAAGUAAAUAUCAUAAAGAAGCAUUCUCAAUUAUAAGAAAUAAAGGUAUUAACUGUACAUUACACAGUGGUGAAGAUAGUGAUUGGACUUCAGUAAGCGACUCUUUACAUUAUUGUGGAGCUCAUAGAAUUGGUCAUGGUAUUGCAAUUCAACAAAAUGAAGAACUCUUAAACUUUGUUUCAGAUAGACGUGUUCCAAUCGAAUGUUGUAUUACAAGUAAUGUUCAAAUUAAAGCUUUACCAACUCCAGGCCACCAUCCAAUUAGAAAAUACUUUGAUCGUGGUGCUGUUGUAUCUUUAGCCUGUGAUAAUGUUACAAUGAGUAAUGUUACACUCAGUGGCGAAUAUAAAUUGGCUAUCGAUACCUUUGACUUUAGUGUCGAGGAAACUCUCCGUCUUGUUUCCUAUUCAUUCUCAUCCUCAUUCAUCGAUCCACCAAUCAAACAAAACAUUUGCAGAGAGAGUAUAAAGAAGGCCAUCAAAAUCUUCCAAAUCAACGGUUAUUGUAUGAACGAUAUUGUCAAGAAUCGUAAUUAUUAUUUUGAAGAGUUUGGCUUAGAUGUAGAAUUAGAAAUAAACAACAAUAAUAAAUUAGAAAAAAGUACUACUUUAAAUCUUCCAAUUACCAACUUUUCAUUGGGUAAAGAUAUUUCAAGUUAUCUUAGUAGACCAGUCACUCUAGAUUUGUUAAAGAAUUUACCAAAGAGCGAUCUUCAUACUAGAUUUGAUGGCAGUGUCUCUAUUGAACAGAUGUGGUUCGAAAUGAAACAAAUGGGUAUCGAUCAAUUAGAUACUGAUGCAAGUAAAAACUUUAAGAGAAAAUUUGGUCUUCAAAUUACCAACAUUGAUCAAUUUAGAUCAAUCAUUCAAAAUCCUCAUCACACUCCAGAAACUAUUCAACUAUCAAAACAAAUAAUGAAUACUUUAUUACAAAAUACAGACCAAAUUAAUAGAGCUUUCGAUGAUAUUAUUAAAGUUGCAAUUUCUGAUAAUAUUCAAUAUAUGGAGUUAUUAAUUAGACCAAAUUCCCACAUCAAAAAAGGUUUAGGCAAGGAACAAGUUUUACAAUUAAUUAUUGAUAAUAAAAAUAAAUGGGAAGCUACAGGUAAAAUCAAAAUUGGUAUAGUAGUAUUCAGCUCUUCAUCUUCAGAUGAUCCAAUCGAAACUUUAGCAAAUGCAAAAUUAGCAAUCGAAAACAAAUCAAACGGUGUUGUAGGUUUUGGUAUUUUUGGUAAAGAGCCAAUCUUACCAAAUGAAAUUAAACAUUUCUCAAAAACAUUCAAUUUAUUAAAAGAAAGCUACUUUAACCUUGUUCAAUUCAAUACCAACAUCGAAUCGAUUAUCAGCACAUUACAUGAGGCUGGUGCAAAUAGAUUAAGCGGUGCCUUUUUAGCUCAUAAAAUUCCAAGAUUAAUGAGCUAUCUUGGAGCAUACAGAAUCCCAGUAGAAAUUUCAUUAACCGAUAAAUUAAAAUCAUUUACAAAUGACCUUUCAUUCACAACACCAAUUCGUCAUUUACUCGAUAAUAAAGUACCAGUUGUAAUCUGUUCAUUCCGUUCAUCUCUUUAUAAAUUUACAAGAUCAGAAAUGCUUUAUGAAAUUGUUAAAAAUGGUCAAUUGGACAUUAAACAUGUAAUUGCAUUAUUAAAAAACCCAUUCGCACAUAAUUUCCAAUCAAAAGAAUCAAGAUCAGAAUUAGUAGAUAAAUUUAAUCAAUUAUCAAAAAAUUAUUUAGAUUCAAUCAAUUAUGAUUAUAAAAAUAUUUUUAUUUAAAUAAAAUAAAAUAAAACAAUU
Messenger RNA from Dictyostelium purpureum, 2417 nucleotides. RefSeq lists its product as uncharacterized. The record is from RefSeq and is a predicted model, not a curated record. NCBI's taxonomy places the organism in Eukaryota, Evosea, Eumycetozoa, Dictyosteliales, Dictyosteliaceae. The transcript has 3 exons. Gene Ontology annotation, molecular function: adenosine deaminase activity. Gene Ontology annotation, cellular component: cytosol. Bases 54 to 2396 code for a protein of 780 amino acids. Gene Ontology annotation, biological process: adenosine catabolic process; hypoxanthine salvage; inosine biosynthetic process.